AUGAUCUCAUCAGUCAAUAGGCUUAGCAGCUUGCUGGAUGGCGUCAUAUGCCACAUUCUCUCUUUCCUCCCGACAAAGCUCUCAGUGGCGACCAGUGUUCUCGGAAAAAGAUGGAGGUUUUUGUGGGCCCACGUCCCCUGUUUGGACUUCAGUGGAAACGAUUUAACCGGCGAAACAGAGCAUUCGGACAUCAUCAAUCGAUUCAUUUUGCUCCACGAGGCGAAGAGAAUGAAUACUUUUAGGCUCAGUUUAGUGAACUGCAACGAGUAUCAACUCGAGACAUGGAUUAGUGCUGCCAUCAAGCGUAAUAUCCGGGAUAUAUAUCUUGCUCUUUAUGGAUUUGGGGACAGAUUAAUGCUCCUGAGUCCCCUCUUCACCUGCAAAACCGUUGUUGAUAUGAGACUUUCCGGAGGUAAACGUAUCUCGUCAAGUGUGAACAUACAUUUGCCUAGCCUAAGAAAGCUUGUUCUUGAUCUUGUUGAGUUUGAGGAUGAUGAAGCUCUUACUCACUUGCUUUCCGGCUGUCCUUUGCUCAAGAAGUUGACCUUGGUUUAUAGUUUCAUAGGAAAUGAAAAAAAAUUAGGCUGCAUUAAUAUAUCUUCACCCUCGUUGGAAACUCUUGAUGUCUGUCUUCUACAUGUUUACGAAGAUAUCCCUGUCUAUGGGAUUGUAAUAAAUGCAAAGGCACUUAGAUAUCUCUAUAUGGGUAAUUGUCCUUUGGGGCGCAUCACAAAUUCGACAACUAUGACCUCGUUAGAUGAGGCGUGCAUCUUCUUUCAAUACGAUUUCUACUUGUAUAUGAACAGCGAGAGCUAUUCCAAUGUGGUGAAAUUUCUUGAUUGUCUUUGUAAUGUCAAAUGUCUAAAGAUAUCAAGUUAUGGAGGCGAGGAGAGUUAUGUUAAUGUUGCCUUGCCCUCCAAAACCAUUUUUCACAUUGCUCGAGCUCGAACAAAAGCCCUAUUCAUUAAUGAAUUGUACUCGGCUUGGCUUGAAACCGUUGGGACUUGGGAGUCGGAAUGCUCCAAGGCUACCCUAUCCGAAUCCGAACCCGAACCCGAACCCGAGCCGGAUCUCAAUACGAACCCAAGUCGGACCCGAAUCGCAAGAUUGGAGCUGGAGUUCGGAGCUUGUGAAAACCCGGAUACCCGCCGUCCAAUUUACAUGGAGAAAUCAAGACGAUUGAGUGGAAAGUGCCAAAAGAUUCCGGAUAGUUAA
Striga asiatica is the source of this 1215-nucleotide messenger RNA. The record is from the annotation of a GenBank genome assembly. Lineage: Eukaryota; Viridiplantae; Streptophyta; Magnoliopsida; Lamiales; Orobanchaceae.